Penicillium nucicola is the source of this 2151-nucleotide messenger RNA. RefSeq names its product serine hydrolase domain-containing protein. The coding region runs from base 1 to 2151 and encodes 716 amino acids. The transcript has 5 exons. The record is from RefSeq and is a predicted model, not a curated record. NCBI's taxonomy places the organism in Eukaryota, Fungi, Ascomycota, Eurotiomycetes, Eurotiales, Aspergillaceae.
AUGACUCUUUCAAUCCUCUUGAUCUCAUUUUUCAUUUCGUUCAUCUCCCCAAUACUCUGCUUCACAUCCUGUCCACUCCUCGGUCCAGCAUUCCCCUCAUUCACUUUAAAUACAACCGAUAGCACAAUCUCAGCAGCACUGAAAAAGCUCACUCGGGGGUUUGAUACUUUGGUCAACACUACAACGGGCACUCAUGGGGAUAUCUCGCCAAAUACAACAUUCAGUAUCACUUUAUUCUCGUCCGACAAUGGGAACGCCAAAGAUGAGCCAUUCUUCUGGCAGUAUCACCACACAGCACCUGCCUUGCAAGAAUCUUCACAUGAAUCCCAGACUGCAUAUCAGAAUAGCAUCUAUCGGAUAGGUGGUCUGACAGAGGUGUUCACCGUGUGGUGUCUUCUUAUUGCUGAAGAUGGAGGUCGGAUCUUUAAUGAUCCAGUCACAAAGUAUCUUCCAGAGCUACUUGAUGCAACAAGUGAUCAAGACUCAAUUGAGCACGUUCGAUGGGGAGAUGUCACUAUUGGCCAGCUUGCUAGUCAUAUGUCUGGCAUUGCUCGUGACUAUUGCUCGAGUGAUGUGACUCUACAGGCAGCUCCACUUGGCUUAGGUCUGCCUCUGCUUCAGGCUACUCAUAAGUCUUGCUGUGAUGAUUCCACCAAAUGUAGUACCAGCGAUUUCAUACGGCACAUAGCCGCCCAAACACCCGUCGCCCAAGCAGGGGUAACACCCAGCUAUUCUAACAUGGCAUUCCAACUGCUAGGCUAUAUUAUAGAAAGGCAGACAGGGAAUUCAUACAGCGAGGCCCUGCAACAAAGCAUUUUGACACCACUCAACAUGACUUCAACCACCAUAUUUGCACCAAAUAAUUCAUCUGAGGGGAUUAUACCCAUAAACAAACAAGCCAGUGGCUGGUCAACCCACGGAAGCAGCAAGGAAGCAUCAACAGCCCUCUUCACAACCCCAAAGGACCUCUCAAAAGCCGCAAGAGCAAUCCUAUCCUCGACUCUGCUCCCAGCCCCAAACACAAACACCUGGCUAAAGCCAGUCUCGCACACCUCAAACCCAGCAAACUCCCUCGGUAACCCGUGGAUAAUUUACAGCGCUGGGAACUACCCUAAUACCUCAAUGGUAGAUAUCUAUACCGUUCUGAGUAACGAAGAUCCCAAGGAAAGUCUCUACAGCUCUUACCUAGGUCUCGUGCCCAGUCUCGGCGUUGGGUUUGCCAUUUUAUCCGCUGAUACCGAGAAACCAGCCGAUUUGAAUGCUCAUGCAGAUCUGAUUGGGGAUGUCGUUUUGGAGGCUUUGAUGGAGGUUUCUGCCGAGCAAGCCUUGACUAAUUUUGGCGGCUUGUAUGUGGAUUCCAGUGCUGCGCUCAAUUCUUCGAUUGUGCUUGGUGUGGAUGAAUUGCCUGGAUUGUUCAUCCGGAGCUUUGUCAGUAAUGGUACUGAUUUUAGGGCUACAUUGGCUGGUAUUCUGGGUUUUGCCUCUCCCGCUGAUUUGAGUAUCAGGUUGUAUCCUGUGCAGCUGGUUGAGGGGUCUAGGUCUGGGUCUAGAAUGGAGCUUAGGGCUGUUUUUCAGGAUGUGACUGAGUUGGCGGAUGCUGGGACUCCUACUUGUGUGUCUUGGUUGAACUUGGACAAGUUGCGGUAUGGUGGGAGGGCAUUGGAUGAGUUUGUGUUUGAGUUGGAUCUCAAGAAGAGGGCUACCCUUCCACCCAGCAAAGGCUGCAAUGUCAUUACGGUCUCUCCAGCCCCAGGCAAUACAAUAAUGCCUAGCAAGGAGCUGCCAUUCCUCCAUCUCAUCCAGCAUCUCCAAGCCGGCAACCCUCUCCUUCUCCUGCUCACUAAUCCACUGCUUCCAGAUAAAUUCAAUAUCAGCCGCCGCCUGGCCGUUCUCAAAUCCGUGCUCUCGGAACCGACCGCGCUGCGCUUCGAGCGAUGCAUACCGAUGCAGCGUCUGGAGCUGGAUACCGCGCGCCGCAAGAUUCGAAACCAUGACCUGGCCGAACGAAUCAUUUGGCCGAAUAGGCUCAUAGAGAAUGAGUCCCAGGGGGGAUCUUUCUUUGGGAUCUACAGCACCAAAGAGACGCGUCGUAAAAAAAGAAACUACCUCCUCCGCCUCAAUUGGCGACAGGUAGAUGAGACAGCACUCUGA